AUGAAGUCCAAAGACCAAGUACUCAGUGUAGAGCAGAUAAAAGCCAGGAUUGGGGCGGGCGACAUCAUUGUGAUCUACGACAAGUGUGUUCUUCGCCUCAAUAACUGGAUCAAGAUCCAUCCGGGCGGAGACAAGGCCGUCCACCACAUGGUGGGGCGAGAUGCCACCGACGAGAUGAACGCGUACCAUUGCGACGAGACAAUUGCCACAUUCAAACGGUUCCAGAUAGGUCGCAUAGACCACGACUGGGUCAACCUCAUCCCGCCUAUCCAGGGCGGCCGGUACGCCAAGGUUGCUGAUGAGCCUCUUCCGGGCCAGAUGCCAGCUGAGGUGGCUCCAAAGUUCCCUGUGGGCGUGGUGCCGACAUCUGCCAGCAUCAGAAUUGAACAGGGCCCGAUCAGGGACCCACAGGCCGUGAUAGAGAACUUUGAUAACCUGCUGGUCAAGAAAGAUCUCGAAACGUGGCCCUCGCUCGACUACAGCACGCAGAAGCUGAUCUCUCAGAAAUACGCCGAGCUACACGAGAAAGUCAAAGCCGCGGGGCUUUAUGAGUGUCCCUACGUGGAGUACUACAAACAGCUGUGCAUCAACGGCGGACUGUUCUUGUACUUUUUGGUGUUUCUGAAAAUCAGGUGGUAUUUUCUGAGUGCGGUCUCGAUCGGGCUCUGCUGGCAGCAGCUGACGUUCAUUGCCCACGACGCAGGACAUCUGGCCAUCACUCAUAACUAUAACAUUGAUAACUUCCUCGGUGUGCUGGUUGCCGACUGGAUGGGCGGUCUGUCAUUGGGUUGGUGGAAAAGAAACCAUAACGUCCAUCAUCUGGUCACAAACGACCCUGUCCAUGACCCAGAUAUCCAGCACUUGCCGUUUUUCGCCGUGAGUUCGCGUCUUCUCGGCAACGUCUACUCCACGUACUACGAGAAAACGCUCUGGUUCGACCGUCUGGCCAAAGUGAUGGUCCAGUUCCAGGACCGGCUGUACUACCCAAUUCUCUGCUUUGGCCGCUUCAACCUGUACAGGCUAUCCUGGGAGUACCUUCUCACGGGGAAGAGUCCGCGCGGAAAGGCCUGGUGGCUGUGGUAUUUCGAGCUGGCGGGCCUCAUGUUUUUCUUCUACUGGUUCUUCUACUUGGUGAUCGGCUCGCUAGAAACAUGGCGAGACCGGAUCCAGUACAUUCUUGUUUCGCAUAUUGUGACCAUGAUUGUGCACGUCCAGAUCACGCUCAGCCACUUCGCCAUGUCGACCUCCGAUUUGGGUGGUUCCGAGUCGUUUGCUGCCCGCCAGCUACGCACUACCAUGGAUGUGGCCUGUCCCGAGUGGUUUGACUUUUUCCACGGUGGGCUACAAUUCCAGGCCAUCCACCAUCUGUUCCCGCGGCUCCCUAGACACAAUUUCCGCAAAGCACAGGCGUACGUGCUGGACUUCUGUCGCGAGACGGGGUUGAGAUACUCCAUUUAUGGCUUCGUCGACGGUAACAACAAGGUGCUGCUACACAUGGAAAAUAUAGGUAAACAAGUCAAAAUCAUGCAGGACUGUCUGCGCAGCAUGGCUCUGGAAUCGACAGAGCACAAGAACAUAUACGAGAAACGGGUCCAGCAGGCGAUGACGGAGACGAAAAUUAUAUAGACGGUAUGGAUUAUAUCAGAGACUCGUAGGACGCUGCCCCGGUGCGCAGCUUGGGCGCCAUCGUCUUGGUCCAGUCGAUUGCGGGCGAGGUUGGAGCCGGCGUGGCAGCUGGCGACGGCUGCGGCGAUGAGACCUUAGUGGCCUUCAUAGGCUGCAUGACGGCAAACGUCUGCUGGCUGUUGGCUGCUGGCGGUUGUGUGCUAGUGGCUCCGAACGACAAAGUACUAAGGUUAACGGCCUGGGCAGCCUGGGCGACCGGCGGAGUGUACUGCUUAGUAGGUUGGAGACGCAGCGGCGCGGACUUGGACGGAGCAGCCUGGAAAUCCUCGAAGUCGUCCAGAGGCUUGGCAGGGGCCGGAGCAGAGGGCGCAUGGUUGAUAACGCCGGGCUGUAGUGAUGAGUCUGCAUCCGUUUCCUUGAGCUUCGCAGUGACAGAUUUUUUUAGAUACGAUUCUAUCUCCCCGAUGAUGCGAAAUAGACCGUCGAGAUCGCCCUUUCUGGACACAAAAUUAGUGAGUUUCCAGAGCUGGAAAAAUAUCGAGUCGCGGAUCAGCUCUGACACGCACACCUCAUUUUUCCCGACCGAGAUCGUUGUAGGCGACUUGUUGAGCUUAUGAAAUAUGCUCUCGUACAGCUGCACCAUGUUCAUCAAUAAGUUCGCGUUCUUGAAGUUCGAGACAUGCGUGUUCUGUAGAAGCGGUAGCAGUUUCUCGACAAUAACAUAAUUGUCCAAGUUUUUCUCCUUCAUGCCGCUGAUCAUGAGUAUGAAUGCUUUGAUGGUGAGGUUCUUGAUUUUCAGCGAGCUUGUUGUGCUAAACAGCUGACAAACAGCCGGGAACAUCUGCGUUGUGAUGGUGGAGUAUGUUUGGUAAUUGAGAAAGACGUGCAGACUGGUGAGCACUUUGUCUUGCAGCUGAACGGUGUUGGGGUCGUUUCUGGCCACCAUAGACUUUUCGAAUAGUUUGUUGAGCAGUUUUUGGAAUAACUGCGUGUGUUUUGAGCCGGAAUCGGUCUCGUUUGCGCCGAGUUUUGUCUUGAUGGUGUCAAUGUUCGAAACCAGCAGCAGGUCGUAGCUAGGUAAGUUCUGCUCGGUGAGAAUCUUGUUCAGUAGAGGGAAAAUUUUGUCGCUGAACGUGAGCUGCGAAAUCUGGUUACUGAGAAUGAGCAGGUUUUGCGACGCCAGAAUAAUGACUUUCUGGUCGUCCUCGUUCACGCUUUUGGCAGAAAGCAGCGGAAUUAUCAGAUCAGAUAGCACAGGGAUAAACUUGUUGAUGAGGAGAGCACGCGGGAAGCUAGAAAGGUCUUUCGUCAGAUUCAUAAGGUACUCGAUCUUCUCCUGUUGCGAGAGUGUUGGGAACUCGUCUAUAACGUUGAGGAUUCGAAUGAGGUCGUUGUUGAAGAUCGCAGAUGCCAGCAGGUCAUCAACGGUGAGUGGAGGCUGCAACAUGAGCACGUCCUUGUUCGAUUCCUGGGUUUCCUUGAGCAUACGGAUGAAGACGUCAAUGUAGUUCCGGGGAAUGCUGUUGAAACUUGCAUGGUGGUACAAGUUGGCGGAGCCCAGGAUGUGUUUAAGCUUGUUGAACGUUCGCUCGUACUCCAGCAAACUCGAGCUCGAACAUUCCAGUAGCGAUCGUCCUUCGUUGAAGAGAUAAUAAAUAAGACAGCCAACAGAGAAGAGGUCGUUGAUAUAAUCGACAUUGUGUUUGAGCAGCAAGUUUGGAGACGAGUACCGAAAGUCAAUGCUCAAAAAAGACGGCAACCGCGAGUCCAGCGGAUCAACAUACUUCUCCUGGAUCUUGUUUUCCAUCACCUCAAUAAACUGCAUCCCAGAUAUUUUCCAAUCGAAGUUCUCCGUAAUAAAGAUAGAGCUAGGAGCCAGGUUCAUGUGGACAGUGUGGACGCUCUGGUGGAGAAACUUGAGUCCCGAAGCUAUUUGCAAAAGCCCUUU
Molecule: messenger RNA, 3574 nt
Organism: Ogataea polymorpha
Lineage: Eukaryota; Fungi; Ascomycota; Pichiomycetes; Pichiales; Pichiaceae
Exons: 1
Coding region: 1-1626 (541 amino acids)
Biological process (GO): lipid metabolic process
Cellular component (GO): membrane
Molecular function (GO): oxidoreductase activity, acting on paired donors, with oxidation of a pair of donors resulting in the reduction of molecular oxygen to two molecules of water
Source: RefSeq, a predicted model, not a curated record